UGAGUCAGCAAAACAUCACAAUGCAACAAAACCAUUGGUGAUAAGAACUGACUUGACUCUGAUUGAAAACCAAACUCACCUCCUCUUUUCUUCACAUUCCAAAACCUUUUAUCUCUCUCUCUGAUUAUCACCGCCAUAAUCUCAACCAAACAAAACCAUCACUUUCACUUCUCCUCCUCCUCUGAAGAAAGAAGAUAAUAUCAUGGACUUGGACAUCAUGGCCAGUAUUCACUCUGUUAACCAUUUCUCUACUCUCCAAUCUUCUCAUCCACCUCACUCUGAUGAUUAUCCAGUAAUCCAUUACACAGAUGUAUAUGAUGAUUACCAAUCUGAUCUCAGAUGUCCUUUUUGUGAUUUUGAUAUUCAACUUCCUCUGCCCUGCAACGAUUUCCAAGAGGACUAUUGCUCUGCUCUAAAAUAUAUGGUUUGUCCUGUGUGUGAACAGGAUUUAGGAAAUGAUGCAAUCGCACAAUUUACACAUUCAACCUCGCGAAAGUGGGGAUGGAAGUCUGAGAAAUCUAGCAACUGGUCCGGUAAUUCAGCAAUGCUCAGCAAGAAGCUACCUGGCAGGGGAAACAAACAAGAAUUGGUCGCCGAUCCGCUUUUGUCGCCGUUCAUCUGCAAUGUGCCAGUUCCUAACUCUAACAGUAGCCAUCCAGAUGAAAAGUCCAGCCUCCAAAACAAGGAUCAUGUAAACUUUCAAAAUGCAAAGAGGUGCUGGACUGAUGGUGUUGAGCAGGACCAACAAGAACAAAGGUUGAAGGCAGCUUUUGUUCAGAACUUGAUAUUAUCUACCAUAUUUGAGGAAACAUGAUCCAAGAAUUUAAUUUACAGUCGCGUAAGUCAUGAAUUAGUAACAGCUUCUUACAUAUUCAGAUAGUCUAUGUAUUAUGAUGCUGGUCCAAGAGGCACUGGGUUUUAUUGCGGUGCUUCGGUUUAGGAUGUGAAGUAGUAUAAGCAAUAGUUAUACUGAGGCCAAAUGUAUUUCCAAACUCUAUUAAUUUAAGUGUGAUUUUUCGGUAA
Messenger RNA from Vicia villosa (hairy vetch), 1023 nucleotides. RefSeq names its product protein DEHYDRATION-INDUCED 19 homolog 5-like. The transcript has 5 exons. The record is from RefSeq and is a predicted model, not a curated record. Lineage: Eukaryota; Viridiplantae; Streptophyta; Magnoliopsida; Fabales; Fabaceae. Bases 203 to 814 code for a protein of 203 amino acids.